AUGACUUCCCCGCAUCUCAAGGCUGUCAUAUUUGAUAUUGGCGGGGUAGUUUGCCGUAGCCCCCUCAUCGCCAUUGCCAAGUAUGAACGAGAGCGUGGCAUCCCGUACAACUACAUCAAUUGUUCCAUAACAGGCCGUGGCUCGCAGGGCGCGUGGCAGAAGUUCGAGCGCGGUGAGCUAUCGCUCUUCCCAUUCUACGCCGCCUUCGGUCGUGAGCUUUCCGACACCACGCGUGGAAACGUGUGGUACGCUGAGUAUUGCAAGCGGAAGGGCAUUGAGUGCCCUGAACUUCCACAAACGCUCAACAUCGAUGGGCGCGAGCUUUUCGGUCGAAUGAUGCGCGAGAGCGGCUCUUGGGAUGAGCGGAUAGUGGACGCAAUACGUCGUAUCAGAGCCUCUGGGCGAUGGCGCGUCAUAGCACUCACGAACAACUUCGGCAAGAGCGAGAGGGACAUGGUUGGAGAUGCACCCCCUUCGCUAGAUCAAUACCCUGAUUUUAGUAUCGAGUCCGAGCUUGAGUUUUUGGGCUGGCAAGAAGGUCCCACUCCACCCCGUCUACGGGAGCUCUUCGAUGACUUUUGCGACUCGAGCACUUUUGGAAUGAGGAAACCCGAGCGCGCGUUCUAUGUCCUCGCGUGCGAGAGGAAUGAUAUUCUGCCAUCGGAAGCCGUGUUUUUGGAUGACCUCGGACUCAACCUGAAGGUGGCGCAGAACCUUGGAAUGGAAACAAUUCAAGUUCCUAUAGGCGACUCGCUUGGAGCUCUGAAGAAGUUGGAAGGCAAGCUAGGCGUCGACCUUACCAGUCAUGGCGGAAUUGCUCCCAGACAUGGUAUGCAGGGUACACUCUCGAAGUUGUAG
Molecule: messenger RNA, 858 nt
Organism: Sparassis crispa
Lineage: Eukaryota; Fungi; Basidiomycota; Agaricomycetes; Polyporales; Sparassidaceae
Product: HAD-like protein
Exons: 9
Coding region: 1-858 (285 amino acids)
Source: RefSeq, a predicted model, not a curated record